Messenger RNA from Sycon ciliatum, 2165 nucleotides. RefSeq names its product phosphatidylinositol 3,4,5-trisphosphate 3-phosphatase and dual-specificity protein phosphatase PTEN-like. The record is from RefSeq and is a predicted model, not a curated record. Gene Ontology annotation, cellular component: nucleus; cytosol; plasma membrane. NCBI's taxonomy places the organism in Eukaryota, Metazoa, Porifera, Calcarea, Leucosolenida, Sycettidae. The transcript has a single exon. Gene Ontology annotation, biological process: phosphatidylinositol 3-kinase/protein kinase B signal transduction; phosphatidylinositol dephosphorylation; negative regulation of cell population proliferation. Bases 116 to 1477 code for a protein of 453 amino acids. Gene Ontology annotation, molecular function: phosphatidylinositol-3,4,5-trisphosphate 3-phosphatase activity; protein tyrosine phosphatase activity.
UUCUUUCCUCAGGAAGCUCAAAACGCUGUAGUCCUAGGUGCAGUCGUCAAACCUCGUACUGCAGUGGAUUUGGACUAGGUAGCCAACAGCUCGUGUCGACGACGGCGCACAGAAGAUGUUUGGAAAAAGACUCAAACACGCUGUGUCCAAGCAAAAACGGCGGUUCAUUGACGCUGAAAAUGGAUUCGACUUGGACCUCAGCUACAUUACGCCGCGGAUUAUCGCAAUGGGCUUUCCGGCGGAGAAAAUCGAAGGCGUUUACAGGAACCAUAUCAAUGAAGUAGUUCGGUUCUUGCAAGUGAAGCAUGCUGACAAGUACAAAGUAUAUAACUUGUGUUCCGAGAGAUCGUACGAUCACAACAAGUUCCAUGGAAGAGUUGCUAGGUUCCCAUUUGAUGACCAUAACGCACCGCCGUUUGAUACGAUUGAGAAAUUCUGCGAGGAUGUGCAUGAUUUCCUGAGGCUGUCGGGAGAGAAUACAGUCGCAAUCCAUUGCAAGGCUGGCAAAGGUCGGACAGGAGUCAUGAUUUGUGCGUACCUGCUGCAUAUUACUAGCAAUUUUGAGUUCUCGACCAUCCGCGAGACUCUUGAGCUCUAUGGUAAAGAGCGUACCGAGAAUGGAAAGGGAGUGACCAUUCCUAGCCAAUGGCGGUAUGUGCACUACUAUGGGUUCCUUGUCAAGAAACGUCUUGCCUACUCACCGACCAAUCUACUGUUGAAGUCUAUUAUUAUUGAAGGCAUUCCUCGAUUUAGCAAUGACUGCCCAAUGCGCUUUACCGUGAAGCAUAGCGACGGCCAGAAAACUGCUUCAAAUGUCUAUGACGCUAAACGACAUAGGCAAGGCGACUGUGUGAACAUGCCAUUUGAGUCUCCAGUACCGGUCUGCGGCGAUAUCAAAAUAGAAUUUUUCCAUUGUCCUAAAAUCAGGAAGGAGAAAAUGUUCCACUUCUGGCUAAAUACAUUCUUCGUCAACCAUGACUGCUUAGUGGACGACUGGGAUAGCACAUCCAGUCAUAGUGGCGUUCAGUCAUCUGAAAGGAAUACUAGUGUGGGAGGCGGUAUCGGCCAAAUUGAUAGCAUGCAGAGUGUAUCGAGCUCGAAUACAGCGUCAUCUGCUGAAGAGCCUGGAGGAGCAGCAGCAGCAGCAGUAGCAGAACCAGCAGCAACGCCACCAGUUGUUGCACCUGCCCCCGGGUCUGCGGCGAGCGUCCAUAGUGAGAUUGGUGCAAGUAGGUCUACAACACCUUUACCGUACUCCGGAGAGGCCGGUACGCGUAUUGUAUGCAUGCAGCAAGGCAACCUGGACAAGGCUAACAAGGACAAGCGUCAUUAUCCUAACGGGUUCAAGGUCCAUGUUGUGUUCUCCGUCGUUGGUAGCCGGCAGAACUUGGAUAGCGACAAUGGAGGGCACGAUGUGGACACCGGCAGGUCUGAUGACGACAACUUCAACUACUCCGACACAGAUCCUGAAGAUUAAGAGGAUUAGAGAAAGACCGAUCCAGUCACCAAACAACAGCACGUGCAUCAUCAUCAAGCAUCAGCAUGACACAUUCACCUCACAGCUCAUAUUUUGGCAUCAUGUAUGCCCCAUCAAGCCCGGCUAUUCUCUGCUUACACGAAGAAUACAUGCAGACACAAUUACAGCGGACUCCUGCACGUGUCCCAUUCAUAUAACAUUUCCCUUGCUUUCAGAAAUGGUCUCAGUUGAACUGAACUGCUGCACACAGUUUGUGUCCGGGACCGGUUUCUCAUUCAUAGUCUUGUUUUUAGUUCAUAAUAUUGAACUGUGGCAUUUCAUUUACUCCCCUCCGGCGUAACAUUGUCUUAAUGUGUUAAUUCAUUUGUUUGUUCGUUCGUUGCCUGAGUAUUGAAUGUUGGUUAUUUGAGGUGUCGCCUGAAAACAAAUGGGACUGCCAUCUGUCGUAGCUCUGUUUAAGAAAGCAUUCCAUGUUCAGAAUUGUUUUAUAACUGUGCUCUUCUCUCCUCUCCUCACUGUGGUGUACUUGACACACACUGGAUCCCUGUACCAUCCUAUUGUCUGUUUGUUUCUGUCGUGUGUGACUGUCUAUGCUCUACUGUUACUACUGCUCCAACUACUAUUGUCUACUUCGUUUACUGAGAGACAAAAAAAACUACAAGCCCGUUGCUUAUCAACUUUCUUUGUA